ACCGUGCCCAGCGCACCCGGCCGGGCCCCACAGCCCAACGCUCCCACGACCCCUCCCUCGAACCUUCCGUCGUCCACCCCCGCCUUACCCUCCCUUCUCGCCCCCAAAAGUCGUCGCUAAGUCCUCUCUUACCACACCGAUACCGCCCAAAACAAGAAGCGCCGAUAGAACGAUCCAUCGACCCCGGAAAAAAAAAAUGCAAGCGAUGGAAGGUGGCCAGCCCGGCUCCACCGGUGGCGGCAGCGGAGGAGGAGGAAGCGGCGGCGGCCCUGCUCCUUUCCUGCUGAAAACCUACGACAUGGUGGACGACUCCGCCACCGACGACAUCGUCUCCUGGAGCCCCACCCAGGCCAGUUUCAUCGUCUGGAAUCCCCCCGACUUCGCUGCCCACCUCCUCCCCGCCUACUUCAAGCACAACAACUUCUCCAGCUUCAUCCGCCAGCUCAAUACCUACGGUUUUCGGAAGAUCGAUCCAGAGAGAUGGGAGUUCGCGAACGAGGAAUUCGUCAAGGGGCAGAAGCAUUUGCUCAAGAACAUCCACCGCCGCAAGCCCAUCCACAGCCACAGUCACCCGCCGGGCUCAUUCGCCUACUCCGAGCGGGCGGCGCUGGAGGAGGAGAUCGAGAGGAUCACGCGGGAGAAGGCCGCCCUCCAGGCCGACCUGUGGCGGUUCAGGCAGCAACAGUCCGGGACAAAGAUCCAGCUCGACGACCUCGAGCGGCGGCUGGCCGAGAUGGGGCAGCGGCAGCUCAAGAUGAUUGCUUUCUUGCAGAGGGCCUUGGAGAACCCCCGGUUCGUGGAGAAUCUUCUGAAGAUGGCAGUGGCUUCGUCGGUGGAUUUCUCGGCGAUUCAUAAGAAAAGGCGAUUGCCGGGGAUGGAGUAUUGCCAGGAGGCCCCAGAAAAUAGCUUCUAUGAUGAUCAUAGCAGCACUUCGAAGUCCGACAUCGGGCAUGGAUUCCACAUGGAUUUUUGUGAUAAGCUAAAAUUGGAGUUGUGCCCAGCUAUUUCGGUUAAUUUGGUCGCUGUGAGCACUCAGAGCUCCCAUGAAGAUAACGAUAGCCCGCGCAUGAAGCAACCUGAGUGCGGCCCCGUGAGAAUGGAAAACCUUCCUUUGUCACCGCAGCCGCUAGAUCUUUCGGAUACAGGGGCAUCUAUAUGUCCGACAAAGAAUUUGUUGCUUCCAAGAGCAGUUGAUGAGGGGGAUGGGAACUUUUCAUGCCAUUUGAAUCUCACUCUUGCUUCAUCUUCUAUGCAAAUAGACAGUAAUCAGUAUUCAAGCAGAACUUCAAACUCAGUCGAUCAUGAUGUCGCCAAUGCUGCCAAUUCCAGCGAGUUAGGAGCAGCCAACAUACAUAAGGACGACAAUCUUGGUAAAGCUGUUGGGAAUAUCCAAAGUACUUCCGCCGAUGCAAAAGCUACCUCUCUGCAAGAGGUCGCUCCAAGUAGUAAUCAAGAACCUGCAUCUCAUGAACAAAGAGCAAAUGAUGUGUUCUGGGAGCAAUUCCUAACCGAAAGGCCAGGUUCUUCAGACACUGAAGAGGCGAGCUCGAGUUUGAGGGCAAAUCCUGGUGAUGAGCAACAGGAAGAGAGGAAGCAAGCCAAUGAGGACAUAUGGAGAAACAGAAAAGAUAUGGAGCAGCUUACUCUCUGAGUUGCUCAUACAACAGUCUCGUCUUUGGUUUGGUUCCAUGAGAUACAUGUAAGAUUUCACAACCAAUAACCUUGUACAAUCUACAGUUAUGGUAUGAAUGUUUCAUCUAAUAUAAGCUAAUCAUGAUCCAGUGUCCUAUACAUGUAUACAUAAAUCUGAUGGUGGAUUAAUGCUCGAGGAGUUGGUCUUUUACUUCAAAUCAACAAAAAUAGUUAUGUGCUGAUAGAUGCUGCUAUUCAUCUCAAAACAUUUUUAGUAUAUAUUUAUUAGAAAAUUGAGAAAGGACAUUAUGUCUAGCUAAGGACUAAAGUGACUUAUUCAAUUAUUUGAGUGAUUGGCCAAUGGAUUUGUUUUACAUAAUUUGUAAAUAUUUGCUGUGAACCUUCUUUCUA
This is a messenger RNA of Phoenix dactylifera (date palm), 2043 nucleotides long. RefSeq names its product heat stress transcription factor A-5-like. Gene Ontology annotation, molecular function: DNA-binding transcription factor activity; RNA polymerase II cis-regulatory region sequence-specific DNA binding. Gene Ontology annotation, cellular component: nucleus. NCBI's taxonomy places the organism in Eukaryota, Viridiplantae, Streptophyta, Magnoliopsida, Arecales, Arecaceae. The record is from RefSeq and is a predicted model, not a curated record. Gene Ontology annotation, biological process: cellular response to heat; regulation of transcription by RNA polymerase II.